Molecule: messenger RNA, 930 nt
Organism: Polychytrium aggregatum
Lineage: Eukaryota; Fungi; Chytridiomycota; Chytridiomycetes; Polychytriales
Exons: 4
Coding region: 1-930 (309 amino acids)
Molecular function (GO): RNA binding; zinc ion binding
Source: RefSeq, a predicted model, not a curated record
AUGAGCCAGCUGCCCGAGUCUGCGUCGCUGCCGCCACAGGCCGCCUCGGCCAUGGUUCCUCCUCCGCCGGCUCCUCAGGCACCAUACAAUGCCGUUGGCAAACUGUACGUCGGCGGCCUCUCCGAUCAAACCCAUUCGAGGGAGCUCGAGGAGCUGUUCGCAAAGUACGGCAAGGUCACUCUGUGCCAGGUCAAGCCCGGCGGCUUUGCCUUUAUCGAGUUCGAGGACCAACGAGGUGCCGAUGAGGCUGUGGCGACCUUGGAUGGCUACAUCUUCAACGGAAACCGCAUUUCGGUGCAGUGGUCCCGGAGAUCGGGAGCCCGGGAGUCGACUUGCUAUAUUUGCAAAGAGCCGGGACACUGGGCGAGGGAAUGCCCCGAUAACCACCAUAAGGGUGCUGAUGUCAAGUCCGGAAUGUGCUUCCGAUGUGGCGAAUAUGGCCACAUUGCCCGCUAUUGCAAACAAGCAAAGGAGCGUCCUCGUAGCGGAGUUGACGAUCGCUACCGACGAGGCGGUGAAUAUGAGUAUCGAGAGCGCGCGCGUAGUUAUGACGACCGCAGAUACGACUAUCGAGCUCGGCCCGAGUACGAUGAGUUCCGCGACCGCAGAGACCGACGAGAGUAUGAUGACUACCGAUCGCCGCCCCGGCGCUAUGAGGAUCGCGGCUUCCCGGGAUACGACCGUGACCGAAGAGACGACUACCGAAGGGACUACCCUCCCCCUCCCCCUCCCCCGGAUGACCGCCGUGGCGACUACCUGGACUAUGAUGCCAGGAGGAUGGGUGGCGCCCCCCGAAGCCCAUACCGUGGAUACGAUCAAGGUCCCCCGCCCCCGCCCCCUCCCUCGGCCCCGCCGAUGUACCGGGAUCGGAGCCGUUCCCCUCGACGGGAUGACUACCGCGGUAUGCCUGAGCCCUACGGCUCCAGGUGA